Molecule: messenger RNA, 844 nt
Organism: Oncorhynchus gorbuscha (pink salmon)
Lineage: Eukaryota; Metazoa; Chordata; Actinopteri; Salmoniformes; Salmonidae
Product: vacuolar protein-sorting-associated protein 36-like
Exons: 10
Coding region: 1-759 (252 amino acids)
Biological process (GO): protein transport to vacuole involved in ubiquitin-dependent protein catabolic process via the multivesicular body sorting pathway
Cellular component (GO): ESCRT II complex; late endosome membrane
Molecular function (GO): ubiquitin binding
Source: RefSeq, a predicted model, not a curated record
AUGUGUAACCAUGGCUCUAUAAUAACUACUAACUUCUUCCGGAGGCUGACCGAGGAGUUGAGCCAGAAGAGAUGGCAGAGUACGCCCAUGUCACAACCCAUCCCUACGGCAACCAACUCACAGACAGGAAGGACUCGAGCGGUGGGAAUCAUCGGCAUUGAGAGGAAGAUAGAGGAGAGGAGGAAAGAGACAGAGAAAAACAUCUCAGAGGCCUUUGAGGACCUCAGUAAGCUGAUGGUGAAGGCGAAGGAGAUGGUGGAGCUGUCCAGGUCCAUCGCCAACAAAAUCAAAGACAAGCAGGGAGACAUCACAGAGGAUGAGACUAUCCGGUUCAAAUCCUACCUGCUCAGUAUGGGUAUAGCCAACCCCGUUACCAGGGAGACGCACGGCUCAGGUACCCACUACCACCUACAGCUGGCCAAGCAGCUGGGAGACAUUCUGCUGGCACCACUAGAGGAGCGUGGUGGGAUGAUGGCUCUGACUGAAGUGUACUGUCUGGUCAACAGAGCUAGGGAAUGGAGCCCCGAGCCAGGCAGUGUUGCAGCGCGCGAGCUGCUGUCUCCAGAGGAUUUGGUGAAUGCCUGUAAGAUGUUUGAGUCGCUGAAGCAACCACUGAGGUUGCGUAUCUUUGACAGUGGUGUGAUGGUGGUUCAGCUGCAGUCCCACAGUGAGGAGGAGAUGAUCUCCUCGGCCCUGGACAACGUAAGAAUCACAAUCACUUUUAUUCACCAAGAACAUUUACCCAGAAUGACACAGUGAGUUGGUGCUGCUAGUGACAAAUUAGAGGAAUUGGGCCUGGGGGUGUUUUUUUACUGUAUUCCAGCUCACUUGUCCUAGGGCUGCA